AUGCCGGGCCGAAAAAAGAAAAUUAUAAAACGUAAAAAGAAAGCAACAGAAACUAAAUCUAAAAAAGAUUUAAGUCCAGUAAAGCAUGGACGAAAGAGCCGUGCAUCCGGUAUUUUUAAGAAAAGUCCACCUAUAACCUCGGAUGAUAUAGACAAGGGUGAUGAUAUAAAACCAAUAAAACCAAUAAAAUCCCCAGUGAAAUUUGCCAUCGAUAACAUGUUAAAAAUUGAUUUGACCAAAAAGAAGAAGACCAUGGAAUACAGGAGCACAAACCGUCCCGAAGGACUCUCACCGAAGGAAAAAAGUUACCUCAUCUGUAGUUGUCAGGCCAAAUCUAAUCGAUACAAAACUUUGAAAAAUCAAGCUGCAGAAGCCAUACGUAACAGUAAAAUCUUUUCCGUUUAUGGCAGUUGCAAUGCUGUACGCGCGGCUCUGCUUGAACGGGGAUGGGUAGAAAAACUACCAGCAAACAAAAUGAAUCUAUCCAAAAUAAAAAAUGGCUCUUUUUCCAAUAAACCUGCCGAGAUACACAACGAAUUGGAGAGAUUGCUCCUAUCCAACUUCGUUGAGAAAUACCCUCCUAAUUUCAUUUGGCGCACAAGAGAAGAACUCCGCGAUACCGUCAUUGAUAUGACGAAAGAAUAUCCCACUAUUGUCAACAAGCUUAAGACGGACGCUAUGUGGACGUCAAAGCAGGGUCUAUGUUCAUCAAUGAAGAGGAAUUACUGGUUUUACAUAGAAGACGUCGCAGAAGUUAUUGGGCCGCGCAGUUAUAACACCUGUGAUCCAGGAGAUAUAGAGGGCUUCGUCAAAGAUUACAAAAUAACAGCAUGUACUAGCCUAUUAAAGUGGGUCCUUUCAAUGGAAGCAAACGAAAGGCCAGUGUUUAUGGAGACAGGAAAGAUUUCAUUAAAUGUGGUGUUAUUUGCUUUAAGUCGGUGCAAGGAGUAUCUAUACAGAAAAGAAAACAAGGAUAUUGACAAAUCCGUUAGCAGCGUAUCUCCCGGUCAGUGGAAUGCUUUCUUAAAAAAAUAUUACCGUAUAAUAGCAAAAGACGACGUCUUCCAAUUGGACACAGAGAACAAGUUACCUCUGUAUAUGGCAUAUGCAAAAUUUUUACUCAAAGAAAUGCACAAGUACAGGCCUCAGUUGAGUUGUGAAGGGUGCCAUAACAUCUGGAUCAUCAAGCCGGCGCAUAAUUCUAGAGGUAGAGGCAUAAGAAUGGCUUCUAGACUAGCAGUUAUCACGAAUCUGCUCAAUAAAGCUAAUGCAAAAUACGUAAUUCAAAAAUACAUUGAAGAGCCGUUAUUGAUUCACGAAACCAAAUUCGACAUUAGACAAUAUUGUUUAGUUACAAGCACCUACCCACUAGUUGUAUGGAUGUAUAAAGAUUGUUACUUAAAGUUCAGCUCGCAGAAGUACAAUCUUAGGAGCUAUCAUGAAUCCAUACAUUUGACUAACAAUGCUGUUCAAAGGAAAUACACCAACUGCGCCGGAAGACAUGAGGAACUCCCUCAUGCAAACAUGUGGGAUUCUGAUAAAUAUAAAGAUUAUUUGAACAGGAUCGACAAGGGCAAAGUAUGGGAUAAAAUCAUCUACCCCGGAAUGAAGAAAUCUAUUAUUGGCAUCAUGUUAAGUUGCCAGGAUUCUUUGUCAGUUUGCAAAAAUCGCUUCGAGCUAUAUGGCUGUGAUUUUAUUCUAGACAAAGAAUAUAAACCGUGGCUUAUUGAGAUCAAUUCAUGUCCAGAUCUAAACCACACCACCCCCGUAACCGCAAAAAUUUGUCCGGCUGUUUUAACAGAUAUAGUAAAAGUUGUAAUAGAUCGCGCGAAAAAUCCAUCCGCACCAACGGGAAAAUUUGAAUGCAUUUACCGACAGCCUAUGACCAUUCCGAGGUAUGGAGGAGCUUUAGACUUAUAUGUUCGAGGUUGCUCUUUACCCAGUGAUUACUUCUACAAAGGCAAUAUUGAUCUAAGAGAGAAUUACGACGAUGAUGUAGAUAUAGACAAAGGACACAAUAUUGAAACUAUAUUGGACAAAAUAAAACAGGCGUAUGACACCGACACGAUCAUGAUAGAACCUGAAGAUGAUAGUCACGCGUGUGUGAAGAAAGAACAAGAAACAACAACCCAUCAUUCGCGAUCUGACUACGAGUUAAACGUUGCAGCAACCGUGGUAACAGAACAGUUGGAAGAGCUAAUGGAUAGAAUUGUUUCAAAACACAGUUCCAAUAUGAAAACAAGACAAGAAGCUUUAUGUGCCACAGGUUCAAUUAAAUCAUUUGCCUCUGCCCACAUGGUUAAAAGUGUUACAGACUUCAAAGCUAUGAUAACCAAAUCUAUGAACCGAUUUGUCUCUUUCGAAAAUGUACAGCAUCACGAAGCAUUUGAUUUUAGCCAGCUUGACGAUGAACCCGUAGAUAAUGAAAGUGCUUAUGAAGAAGAUUCACCUAAAAAGAUAAUCAAUGAUUACAAGCAACUGGAUGUGUUAAGACUGUUUGGGCAAACUAGUAAAGAAAGCGCCCAGUCCACAUCACCUUCAACAGAAAUCAUGCUGGAAGCUACAACGAAACUGAUUAAUUUCAUCAGUAAGAAAGAAAGGGAAUAUUUCAUGGAACACAGCAUUGUACACACAUAAAUGAAUAACAUAAUUUGCAGAAAUAUGAAAAUAAACUUAGGUAAUCUUCAUGACGAUGACGGCUAUGAUUAAAACCAUAAUCAAACAUCUUCAAGCUAAUCUGUAAAUAAUUAUACUUUUAGAAAACACCGAUAGAUCAAUCGUUAA
Helicoverpa zea (corn earworm) is the source of this 2784-nucleotide messenger RNA. RefSeq names its product tubulin glycylase 3A-like. Gene Ontology annotation, biological process: protein polyglycylation; cilium assembly; cilium movement. The transcript has 5 exons. Gene Ontology annotation, cellular component: cilium. NCBI's taxonomy places the organism in Eukaryota, Metazoa, Arthropoda, Insecta, Lepidoptera, Noctuidae. The record is from RefSeq and is a predicted model, not a curated record. Gene Ontology annotation, molecular function: protein-glycine ligase activity, initiating. The coding region runs from base 1 to 2637 and encodes 878 amino acids.